Messenger RNA from Harpegnathos saltator (Jerdon's jumping ant), 658 nucleotides. Its product is annotated as mitochondrial import inner membrane translocase subunit Tim17-B. Gene Ontology annotation, biological process: protein import into mitochondrial matrix. Lineage: Eukaryota; Metazoa; Arthropoda; Insecta; Hymenoptera; Formicidae. Bases 108 to 593 code for a protein of 161 amino acids. Gene Ontology annotation, molecular function: transmembrane protein transporter activity. Gene Ontology annotation, cellular component: TIM23 mitochondrial import inner membrane translocase complex. The transcript is spliced from 2 exons. The record is from RefSeq and is a predicted model, not a curated record.
GACCAAUCCUAGUUCCUUUAUUCAGAUGUGGUUCUCUUGGUAUCGUGUGAUUUCUCCUGUGCUUCAAUUAAAUACAUAUAUCGUAUAAGUUACACGGUCUCUAAGGUAUGGAGGAAUAUGCAAGAGAGCCAUGUCCCUGGCGGAUUGUAGAUGACUGUGGAGGUGCCUUCACUAUGGGUGUCAUAGGUGGCACAAUCUUUCAAAGUAUCAAAGGUUUUCGUAAUGCUCCUAGUGGAUGGUCACAACGUUUUCACAGCAGUGUUGUAGCAGUCAGGCAGCGAGCACCUAUUAUUGCUGGAAAUUUUGCUGUAUGGGGUGGAAUGUUUUCCACAAUUGACUGCACAUUAGUACACUUGAGACAAAAAGAAGAUCCUUGGAAUUCUAUUAUCAGUGGAGCAGCAACAGGUGGAAUUUUAGCAGCAAGAAACGGUCUGCCUGCAAUGGCAGGCAGUGCAAUAAUUGGCGGAGUGUUACUGGCUUUGAUAGAGGGUAUAGGUAUUUUCAUCACACGUCUUUCUGCUGAACAAUUUAAACCACCAGCACUGGAUGAUCCAUCGCAUCUUGCUCAAUCACCACAAGGCUAUCCAUCAUAAUAUUGAUGGACUAUAUUGUUUAGAUUUUUUUGAAAUUAGAAUAAAAUUUCCAAUGUUAGACAAGC